This is a messenger RNA of Prunus armeniaca (apricot), 258 nucleotides long. NCBI's taxonomy places the organism in Eukaryota, Viridiplantae, Streptophyta, Magnoliopsida, Rosales, Rosaceae. The record is from the annotation of a GenBank genome assembly.
AUGACGCUUGGCAGGCACAAACGCUACGCUGAGAUACUAGGUGGGUUUAACGAACUGCUACAAGCUGGUAUUUGCAGGCUGGCGGCGAAGGUACUAAUAGAAUCAAACUCUAAAGAGAUAAUUUCUAUGUUGCGAAAGAAGACGUCGGUGGCUGCAGAGGUUGAAGGCAUCGUCCAUGAUAUCCAUGUGUUGAAGAAUCGCUUGGGUGCUUAUCGUUUCAGCACACUAGACGUAGUUGUAACUGAGGUGCUCAUUUAG